UAUUCUUUUCCCCCCUUAAUAUGUUUAACUACAACAAUUAACAAUCUCCUUAGCUAGGGCACUCUAAUUAUCUUUAAUUAGUAUAGUGUAAAGCAAUCAUUAAUCAAAGCAUAAUCACGUACAAAAAUGGUUAAGCUAACAAUAAUUGGAAGGAUUAGAGAUGGUAUGCCAUUAGCACAAGGUCUAAGGUAUGUCAAUGAAGAUUACAACAACAUACCAUUGUACAAGCAACAAGCUGAAUUCAUUCUCAAAGAAAUCUCAAGAGGUUCAUUAGAAUUUAAUCAUCCAAAGAUGACGAUUCGCCUCGAUCAUCAGCAUUCUUUCAAUUGUUUGGUUGCUUGUGGUGUUUGCUUCAUCACAUUGUGUGACUCUACAUACCCGAGGACAUUAGCUUUCCAUUACCUUGAUGAUUUGAGGCAAGAGUUGGAGAAAUUUCAAAGUGAUGAUCAACUUGUUGAAAAAGUUACAAGACCAUAUAGUUUUGUCAAGUUUGAUAGUGUGAUUAGCAACAUUAGGAAACAAUAUGUUGACACAAGAACACAAGCUAAUCUAAGGAAGUUGAAUGCCAAUCGUGGACAAGAGUUGGAUAUCAAAAUAGAAACCAUGUGUUCAAUUAUAGAAAAUCGAAAGCAAUUAGAUUAUAUGGAGAGAGUUGUGAUGGCUCCUCAAAUAGUUUCACCAAUAUGGGGUUCUCGGCGUCUCGAGAUUAUCGCGUUGAAAUGGACACCAAUUGGCAUUUCAAUUAGUGUCGUGGUCACUCUUCUGUUAUGGGCGUCCUUAAUCAUGGCAGAUUACGUUGUCUUGUGCUCGUGACAUACGCCGCAUAAAGUGGCACUAGACUGGGCCGACCCAAGACAUGCUACGGGCCGUAAGGCCCAACACAAAGGAAAGAGCACAGGGCCAAAUAAGGGCUGGAAAAGGCGCGGCACGUCACUAGCACGAAGUUGUGGGCCAUAGGCUGAUCUUGGGCCUUUUCUUUUUUGAAAAAAGCACGACAAAUUGCCAUAAAACCUAGGUGAAGAUCGAAGCGCCACUAAAAUUUGAAAUAAUAGUCCAUUAUAUUUGUUUCAUGCAUCAUGACUUCCGUUUCGUCCCCGACUUCAAAAAUCUUAUACGUUAUAACCAGUGACAAAUCCAAGAAUUUAGAAACAUAGGAGGUACAAUAAAAACAAUCAAAGUUGGUAUUCGUUGGAUUAGUGGCCCAACUUUAUUAAGCCCAAUUUAAACGUUUUUUUUUUUUAAAAGAUACUACCUCCGUUUCUGAAAGUUCUUUACGCUUUGGAAAAUGUGUCCAAAGUAUAAAAACUUUGACCGUAAAUUCUCAUUGUUAUAUACAUCAAAAUGUUACAUAUAAGAUCUUGUCAGAUUGGUCUCGGUAUGUAUUUUCAGAAUAUCAAAUUUUAUAAUUUUUUCACAUACGAAA
Messenger RNA from Spinacia oleracea (spinach), 1423 nucleotides. Its product is annotated as 25.3 kDa vesicle transport protein SEC22-1. Gene Ontology annotation, molecular function: SNAP receptor activity. The transcript has 5 exons. The coding region runs from base 127 to 813 and encodes 228 amino acids. Gene Ontology annotation, biological process: endoplasmic reticulum to Golgi vesicle-mediated transport; retrograde vesicle-mediated transport, Golgi to endoplasmic reticulum. Lineage: Eukaryota; Viridiplantae; Streptophyta; Magnoliopsida; Caryophyllales; Amaranthaceae. The record is from RefSeq and is a predicted model, not a curated record.